This is a messenger RNA of Zea mays, 2439 nucleotides long. RefSeq lists its product as uncharacterized. The record is from RefSeq and is marked validated. Bases 161 to 2113 code for a protein of 650 amino acids. Gene Ontology annotation, cellular component: Cdc73/Paf1 complex. Lineage: Eukaryota; Viridiplantae; Streptophyta; Magnoliopsida; Poales; Poaceae. Gene Ontology annotation, molecular function: RNA polymerase II C-terminal domain phosphoserine binding; DNA binding. The transcript has 2 exons.
CGCAUCCUUCUCCUCUUCUGUCCAGGCGGCGUCUCUGUCGAUCAAUUGUGCGCCGCCUUCGCCUGCAUAGCCCGGAGAGAGCCGUCAUCCUUACCUGCGCCGACCGACGCCUCUGCAGCUUCUCCAGGGGUUGCCCGUUGAGGAGGGGUUAGGCUUCGUCAUGUCGAAGUCGGACCUGGAUGAUCUGCUUCUUCAGGCUGCCGGCCGGACGGGGAAGAACCAGUCCCGGCCGAGCAAUCCGCGGUGGAACUCUGGGGGGAGCGGCUCCGACGGCUUCGACGACGACGACGACGACGACUCUGACGCCGCGCCGACCUACUCGAGGAAGAAGCCUUCGUCGCAGGUACCGCUCAAGAAGCGGCACAAGCCGGAGAAGGGCGGCCGGCGUGGCGGUGGUGGGUGGAACGACGAGGAUGAUGAGGACGAGGAUGGGCGUCGGAGUGGCGGGGAGGACUCGGACAGCGCCCCUUCAGUGGGGAGUGACCUAUACAAGGAUGAAGACGACAAGGAGCGUCUGGAGAACAUGUCUGAGUUGCAAAGGGAGUUGAUCCUAGCUGAGCGGGGCACCCGCCUCGACGACUACAAGCUCAAGCAGCGGGCACGUGCGUCCUCCUCCAAGACGGACAAGGUGGGUGCGCCAAAGGAUAGCAGCCCACCCCCACCGCCUAGCCGGAUGCGGUCUUCUACCCGAACUGACAAGUCUGGGUCCGCCGCUAAGAGCGCGCUGGACGAGCUGCGGGCAAAGCAGCGGAUGCGGCAACAAGCUCCGGAGGCACGCAGGAUCACGGACCUACUCCCACAUAGUGGCUCAUCCAUUAGGCGCAGGGCUGGGAGCCCACCAAGUGAUGGGAGCAACGAUGGCAAUAACAGGGGGAGGAUGAAUGACCAUGGGAGGAUUGCUGGUGAUGGCAGGGAUGAUGAAUUUGAUGAAUCGCCGAGUAGGCUUGAUCCACUCAAGUUUGAUGAUGUGAAGAGUAUUACCCUCAGGAGGUCAAAACUGGUGAAAUGGUUCAUGGAGCCAUUCUUUGAUGAUCUAAUUUCUGGUUGUUUUGUGCGGCUAGGUAUUGGUAAGACAAAGAAUGGGACCCCCAGUUACAGGCUGUGCAUAGUGAGGAACGUGGAUGCAAGCGAUCCAGAUCGGAAUUACAAACUGGAAAACUACUCGACAUGCAAAUAUCUCAAUGUUGUGUGGGAUAGUGAGGCUAAUGCUGCUCGGUGGCAGAUGACUCAGGUAUCGGACUCCCCACCCAACGAAGAAGAGUUCAAGGACUGGCUGCAAGCGGCAGAGAAGAAUGGUGCACGCAUACCGACUCGGCAGGAAGUCCUGGAUAAGAAAGAAGCCAUUCAGAAUGCCUAUAACUUUGUGUAUUCAGCAGCAACUGUACAACAGAUGCUGCAAGAGAAAUCAGCUGUGAGACGACCUAUCAAUAUUGCUGCUGAGAAGGAUCGGUUGAGGAGUGAAUUGGAGAUGGCUCUUAGCCGUAGGAACGAACAUGAAGCUGAGAGGAUUCGUACGAAGCUGAAAAAUCUGCAAAACAGGGCACAACCAGUGUCAAAAGAUAAUAAGGCUGCAAAGUUGGAGGCUAUGAACCGGAAGAACCGCGCUGAUAACUUCAAGAACGCUUCAGAACUGAAACCUGUAAAUACAUCUUUGAAGGCAGGAGAAGCUGGUUAUGACCCUUUCUCGAGGAGGUGGACAAGGUCAAGAAAUUAUUAUGCAUCGAAGCCAGGAGGAAAUAAUGUUGAAGAAACUGCCAAUGGGUCCAGUAGUAAUGUAGCGCCUAGCAAUGAAGAUACAAAGAGCAAGGCUCAAACUGGUACAGCAGCCACAACAGCAGCUCAAGUGGCAGCAGCUGAUGCCGGGAAGCUCAUUGAUACCAAUGCACCAGUGGAUCUGGGAACAGAAUCAAAUAUGCUGCAUACAUUUGAGCUUCCUAUAUCAUUGUCUGCUCUGCAAGAAUUUGGUGGAGCCAAGGGCCUGUUUGAUGGUUACAUGGCAAGGAGGCAGAAGAUAGAAGCUACAAUGGGGUACAAAGUGCCUGACAACGAUGGAAGGAGGCAUGCUUUAACCCUGAGUGUGAGUGAUUACAAAAGGCGACGGGGUCUCCUCUGAAGUGUAUCUGUGAUUGUGCUGGGUGCUCAGCGGAUUCAAAUAUCUGCCUGGCUUCAGCGCCUCUGCAUUGCUGUGACAAUUGUCCAGAUCAUCUGCAUUUUGCCUUAUCUUCCUAUAAGUAACAUAAAACAUGCGAUAAAACAUGCGGAGUAUACAAUUUCUUUCAUAAAUAUUACCUGAUGUAUGACUGAUUAUGUUACUGACAUCAUGUUUAUAUCCGUGGAUUGUGUCGUUGUCAUCAUCAUCAUCGUAUCCUUGUUAGCUGCAAAAACUGGAUUCCAUAAUUAGUUCAAUUAAAAUAAAUGCAGCUUUCAUUUUUCGGAUUC